GCGGCGGCCGGGCCGGGCCCCCCCGCUCCUGCUGGGCCGGGCUCGGCUCCGGGGCGGGGGCUCCGGGCUUCCCCGCGAGGUGACGCUGCUCCGCCGCCGCCCAUAAAGGGCCGCGCCGCCAGCCGAGCGGAGCCGAGCGCCGCGCAGGGGGACCUCUGAUCCAUUGUGGUGCGGUCCAGCCCCUGCCUCCAGUUCCUCGGCUCCCCGCGCUCAGCCUGCUGCUCGGAUGUCGUCCCCAUGAGCCCCAGGCCGGCUGGAGGGCCAGCCGGGCAGAGCGAGCGGCAGAGCGCCCGGCUGCGCUGAGUGAGGAGCGCCUGCUGGGCACUGGUGUUCCUGGGCCCCUGGCGAGAGGCUCCAACCUUCUCAUGGAUCUGGGGCCCCGUUUGCUGCUCUUGCUGUGGACUCCAGUGGUGGCGGUGGCGUUGCUGGCCCAGGAGGGGCUAGGCCAGCGUGUCUACACCAACACCUGGGCCGUGCUUGUCCCAAGGGGCCCACAGGAGGCUGACAGGCUGGCCAGGAAGCAUGGAUUCCUCAACCUUGGGCCGAUUGUUGGUGACUAUUACCACUUCCAGCACCGUGCGGUGGUGAAACGGUCCCUCUCGCCCCACCGGUCCCGGCACAGCCACUUGGCCAGGGAGCCCCAGGUGCAUUGGUUGGAGCAGCAGGUGGCGAAGCGCAGGACGAAGAGAGACGCCUUCACGGAGCCCACAGACCCCAAGUUCCCUCAGCAGUGGUACCUGUACAACGUGAACCAGCGGGACCUGAACGUGCGGGGGGCCUGGGAGCAGGGCUACACCGGCAGGGGGAUUGUCGUCUCCAUCCUGGACGAUGGCAUUGAGAAGAACCACCCGGACCUAGAGGACAACUAUGACCCCGGGGCCAGCUUCGACGUGAACGACCAGGACCCAGACCCACAGCCUCGCUACACACAGAUGAACGAUAACAGACAUGGCACCCGCUGUGCCGGUGAAGUGGCUGCUGUGGCAAACAACGGGAUCUGUGGCGUGGGAGUGGCUUACAACGCCAAGAUCGGAGGUGUGCGCAUGCUGGACGGGGAAGUGACCGAUGCCGUGGAGGCCCGCUCCCUGGGCUUAAACCCCAACCACAUCCACAUCUACAGUGCCAGCUGGGGCCCCGAGGACGAUGGCAAGACAGUGGACGGUCCGGCCCGGCUGGCAGAGGAGGCGUUCUUCCGAGGGGUCAGUCAGGGCCGGGGGGGACUGGGCUCCGUCUUCGUCUGGGCCUCUGGGAACGGGGGCCGCGAACAUGACAGCUGCAACUGCGAUGGCUACACCAACAGCAUCUACACACUGUCCAUCAGCAGCACCACCCAGUAUGGCAACGUGCCCUGGUACAGCGAGGCCUGCUCCUCCACCCUCGCCACCACCUACAGCAGCGGCAACCAGAACGAGAAGCAGAUUGUGACGACCGACCUGAGGCAGAAGUGCACAGAGUCGCACACAGGGACCUCUGCCUCGGCCCCCCUGGCAGCUGGCAUCAUCGCGCUUACCCUGGAAGCGAAUAAGAACCUGACCUGGCGGGACAUGCAGCACCUGGUGGUGCGGACCUCGAAGCCGGCGCAUCUCAACACCAAUGACUGGGCCACCAACGGCGUGGGCCGCAAAGUCAGCCACUCCUAUGGCUACGGCCUGCUGGAUGCGGGGGCCAUGGUGACCCUGGCCAGGAACUGGACCACGGUGGGACCCCAGAGGAAGUGCAUCAUCGACAUCCUCACUGAGCCAAAAGACAUUGGGAAGCGCCUGGAGGUCCGGAGGAAGGUGGAUGCCUGCCUGGGGAAGGCCAGUUCCAUCGGCAGGCUGGAGCACGUCCAGGCCAGGCUGACGCUCUCCUACAACCGGCGUGGCGACCUGGCCAUCCACCUCACCAGCCCCAUGGGCACCCGCUCCACCCUCCUGGCUCCCAGGCCCCACGACUACUCAGGCGACGGCUUCAACGACUGGGCCUUCAUGACCACGCACUCGUGGGACGAGGACCCCUCCGGUGACUGGGUGCUGGAGAUUGAAAACACUAGCGAAGCCAACAACUACGGCACCCUGACCAAGUUCACGCUGGUUCUGUACGGGACAGCGACAGAGCCCCCCAGCCUCUCCAACCGGCUCGAGAGCAGCGGCUGCAAAACCCUCACCUCCAGCCAGGCCUGUGUGGUGUGCGAGGAGGGCUUCUACCUGCACCAGAAGAGCUGCCUGAAGCACUGCCCCCCCGGCUUCGUGCCCAGCCUGCAGAGUGCCCACUACGCCCUGGAGAACAGCGUGGAGCCCAGCCCCCCUCACCUGUGUGUGCCCUGCCACGCCUCCUGCGUCACCUGCAUGGGGCCCGCGGCCAAUGCCUGCCUCAGCUGCCCAGCCCACUCGCACUACAACAGCCUGGACCUGACGUGCUCUCACCAGACGCAGAGCAGCCGCGCGUCACCUGCCCUGGGCCAGCCCGAGGCACCGCCCACCUCCAAACUGGCCAUCCUAGUGGCCAGCCUCAGCUGCGUCUUCAUCGUCCUCAUUUUCAUCACAGUCUUCCUGGUGCUGCAGCUGCGCUCGGGCUUCAGCCUGCGGGGCGUCAAGGUGUACUCCCUGGACAGCGGGCUCAUCUCCUACCGGGGGCUCCCCGCCGACCUGUGGCAGGAGGAGCCGCCUUCCGAGUCGGAGGGCGAGGACUGUGAGGCGCACAGCGAGAGGACUGCCUUCAUCAGAGACCAAAGUGCCCUUUGAGCCCCCCGGCCCCUCCCUGCCCUGCCCUGGCACAGCCCCCGGGGCAGGGAAGGCCGAGGGGCCCUGGACACUGCCCCGCCCUGCUCGGGAGAGGGCUUCACCAGCUGCUGGCACCGUCCUGUGGGCACCUCUGCUCCUGGCCCGGGGCAGCGGCUGCCCAGCCUGCUCUAGGGAGGGACCCCGGCACCGUCCUGUGGGCACCUCUGCUCCUGGCCCGGGGCAGCGGCUGCCCAGCCUGCUCUAGGGAGGGACCCCGGCACCGUCCUGUGGGCACCUCUGCUCCUGGCCCGGGGCAGCGGCUGCCCAGCCUGCUCUAGGGAGGGACCCCGGCACCGUCCUGUGGGCACCUCUGCUCCUGGCCCGGGGCAGCGGCUGCCCAGCCUGCUCUAGGAGGGACCCCUGGCACCAUCCUGGGCUCUCGCCCCCACAGCACCAGGCCCAGCCUCCUGUUUCUUUUAACUCGCCAAAGUGUUUUUAGCAUGCCCCCCCCCGCCCCCGCCAGCCCCAUGGGCCUGGUGAGGGUCUUGUCCACCCCCCCUGCCUGUGCCCGUCACACCCAUGUGCUGGGGCAGGGGCGUGUUUCUCAGGGCUGGGGCUCCUAUCUGCUCGGGCUGGCUCUCCAGGCUGCUGGCGGCCCUCAGGCCAGGCACUGCAUCUCCAUGGGGGGGCCCUCUGGCAAGGGGGUGAUGUGCUGUCUCCUUCCAGCCUUGGGCUCCCCAGGCUUGUCCCCAGUUUGGGCCCAGAGCAGUGGGCAAGCCCUGCUCUCUGUGACCCUCUUCCCUCCUGGGGAGCAGCAGGGCUCCCCCAGCUCGGAGGACCCCCGGGAGUGGCAGCUGUUUCCUUCUCUCUACAGCAAUAAUGGCUGGGCCCCUGGCAGGGCUCCGCCGGUGGCCCGGAGGGAGCAUGAGGCUCUGCGGUGCUGAAGGGUCUCGCCCGGGCCCAGGGACCCCAGCCCUGCGGCGGCAGGCGGCAGCAACCCCACUGCUCCCCGCCUGCUGGAGAAGUUUCCAGGGCAUUGCCCCAAGUGCCCAGCCCGCUGCCCACGGGCCGCUUGCCCUGCCCUGCCCUCAGCCCUGCAGCGCUCUCUGGGCUCGGGCCGCGCAGCCUGGACCAGACUCCAGCCCCCUGCAGAGGCAGCGAGUCCUGGCGUGUCUGCCCCCCCCUCCUCCCCCCCCAAUGUGCCUUGCCCCUCCCCUGGUGGUGACAAUCUGUUUUGCUCCCCAGCUGGAGCCCCCCAGUCCCCUCCCUGUUCACAAGUCAUUUGCUCCUGAUGGUGGGCGAGGCCUGGCCCAGGUAAGUGGGGGCUUCAGCGUAAUGUGCCCCCUGCAGGGGGCCUGAGCACCAAGCCCAGAGCUGCACCCCCAGGCCCCGUCUGCGUGUGCAGCCCCCGUGCUCCAGCCCCUGCACAGGCUCAGGCAGUGCCGGGGGCAGGGCCCCCCACCCCUGGUUUUCUGUCAUCACUUUCUGGUGCACAGUCAUUUUUUCUUGUAAUUUAAUCAGGCAGGUGUUGCCUCCUGCACCCGAUUUUUAAUUUAAUGGUUGUGGAUAUAACGCUAGAGAGACUGAGAGUUAUUAAAUGUUCAGAACUAUGCAAACCA
Messenger RNA from Mauremys mutica (yellowpond turtle), 4321 nucleotides. It is a transcript of the gene FURIN, whose product is annotated as furin, paired basic amino acid cleaving enzyme. Gene Ontology annotation, biological process: peptide hormone processing. The record is from RefSeq and is a predicted model, not a curated record. Gene Ontology annotation, molecular function: serine-type endopeptidase activity. Gene Ontology annotation, cellular component: trans-Golgi network; Golgi membrane. Bases 366 to 2723 code for a protein of 785 amino acids. Lineage: Eukaryota; Metazoa; Chordata; Testudines; Geoemydidae. The transcript is spliced from 16 exons.